Capsaspora owczarzaki ATCC 30864 is the source of this 3228-nucleotide messenger RNA. RefSeq lists its product as hypothetical. The record is from RefSeq and is a predicted model, not a curated record. NCBI's taxonomy places the organism in Eukaryota, Filasterea, Ministeriida, Capsasporidae. The transcript has 6 exons. Bases 1 to 3015 code for a protein of 1004 amino acids.
AUGGACGUUCCUGCUUCUGGCUCGGGAUCGGGCUCAGAGGAGCGCGUCUUCAACUUUGGCGUGUACAAGUACACCAAGCUCAAGUCUGCUCAGCGUCGCAUUCUGCAGAUCGAUUUCCAGUCGCGCGUCCUGUGCAACAUUAAGCGAGGAAACCGCGACAAACGGUUUGAAUUCAACCAAAUCGAAAGCUGCGAAUGCGAAGAUGGCCUCCGAUUCACCAUCAACUUUGUCAACCACGAGCCGUCAGAGUACGACGCGGACUCGAUCGAGGAGAAGAUUCGCAUCUCGCGACUCAUCAACUACAUUGUCACCAAGACCAAGCAGUCGGAGCAAACAUCGCAGGGCGUCGACCUGGCGUCCCAGUCGUUUGCUGUGGACGGCGAGGACGGCGAGGAGGGCCCGUCCAGCUCCCAAGGGGUCGAGGUCAACUACUCGACGGCCGAUCUCAUGAACCAAGCUCGCAACGUCAUUAUGGAGGGCGAGGUGGAAAAGCGUGGCCACUCGGCCUCGAUGAUGUUCUGGGCCCGGCGUUGGCUCAAAAUCAGCGAGGGCGAAGUCGCCUACUUUAAAAUGGACGAUCGCGAGAACGCGCUCAACAUUGUCCCGCUGGACUUGCGCUCGGUCACCUUUUCGCGCUUGCCCAACGGCUUUGUCAUCCACACCAGCAAGAAGCAGUUUAGCUUCCGCGUGCUCAAUCUCACCGACAAGCCGAUCGCGGCGGUCGAGCAAGAGCGCGACGCGUGGUACGCCGCCUUGCUCAGGGCAUCGUCCGUGACGGCAGGUGCCUCCGAGUUUUCGGGCAGCAUUGCCUCGCAGCUUGCCGGUCUCACCAUGACCAUGCAGCAGCAAUUGAACGACCUCCGCUCGCAAUUGUCCUCCCGCAAGGACGAGGUCUCGCUCGGAAAGCUCGAGAAUGUGUUUGCACUGACAGACAAGCUCAAUGACUUUAUCCACUCGACAUCCAACGCGAGAGGCGGCAAAAACACUUCCGCUUCUGGCGGCGGCUCUGGUGCGUUGUCGUCGGGAGGCGGUCUCAGUUCGGCUUUGGGGUCGGCCAUGGGGCGCCUUGGGCGUGGCAACCAAGGGAGCAGCAACGCACCUGGAGGAGACAGCAUGCACGGUGGUAGCAAGAGUGGGUUUGGGGACUCGAGCAACAACGACGGUGGUUUUGGCGGAUUUGGUGGACCGCCGCCGCCGCCACCUGGCAUGAUGGGUGGUGGCGAUGGCGACUUUGGCGACUUUGGUGGCCCUCCUCCUCCGCCCCCGCCCAUGGGCGGGUUUGGUGGUGCACCACCGCCGCCGCCACCGCCUGGUAUGGGUGGCAACAAUGCCGGACUGCCACCCAAGCGCGUCAUCAAGCCGUCGACCAAGAUGCGGCCGUUGCACUGGACCAAGGUUCCGCCCAUGAAGAUUGCCACAACCGUGUGGGAGGGUGUGAACGAGGAGGCGCUCAAGUUUGACGAGAUGGCGCUUGAAGAGACGUUCGGCCUGGACGCCAAGGCCGACACCAAGCUCAAGCGCAAAGACCGCCCCGAGGUCAAAACGCUGCUCGAUGGCAAGCGUGGCCAAAACAUUGGCAUCUUCCUCAGUGGCUACAAGGGUUCCUUGUCAGAGUUGCCAAAGAUGCUGUGCAUGAUCACGGACGGUCUGCCGCUCGAACAUGUUAUAGCCUUCAAGCGCUUUGCGCCGACUCCGGAGGAAAUUGAGGCGUACAAAAACUACAAGGAUAACAAGGCCGAACUGGCUCCUGCGGAUCAGUUUUUGAUGCAGCUGAUUGAGAUUCCCAACCUGAAUGCUCGUUUGGACUUGCUCUUUACGCUGCGCGAGUUUCCCGACCGCCUCGCCGAUGUGGAGCCCGAAAUCCAAAUGACGCUGGCCGCAUGCAAGGACUUGCUGGCCAGCAAGGAGUUUGAGGAGGUGUUGCAGUACUUGCUCGCCAUGGGCAACUAUCUGAACGGCUCCACUCCGCGCGGUGGCGCCUACGGUUUCAAGCUCAACACCCUGAUGAAAAUCAACGAGGUCCACGGCGCCGAUCGCAAGUACACUCUUGUUGAUUUCCUGCUCGAGACGCUCCAAAAGCAGAAUCCCGCGUUGGUCGAAUUUACCAAGAAUUUGGCCAGUGUGCAACUCGCUGCUCAACUCUCCGUCAAGGGCAUCUCUGCGGAAGGCGAGCUGCUCAAGAAAGAUCUCGAGAAGAUUCGCCGCAAUGCGGAUGCCCUCAAGAUUACAGAUACCUCCACUGCAUUUGAGCGCAAGUUCCAGACGGAUUUGCUUAGCUUCCUCGAAUUCCAUGAAACCAAGCUCGAGACUCUUUCAGCAGAAUGCGUUCAGAUGAACCGCCUGUUUAAAGAAGUGCUGGUCAAGUUCGGAGAGACCAACACGACGGACAGCGAAGAGGUCUUUAGCACCAUCAACUACUUUGCAACGCGCUUUACCACUGCGCUCGAGGCUCGAACUGGGCGCGAUCUGGCUGCCGAAAAGGCCAAAAACCGCGCUUCCAUCAUGCCGACGCAAGCACAGUCACCUCAGUCGACCAAGGAACGCGAAACUCCAGAAUGGGCCCGAAAUUCAUCGCAGCGAAGUUCGGCAGCCACAGACUCCUCGCAGUCGACCAUUCCGUCAAGCAACCGUAACAGUAUUCUGAAUCAGAACAACCCGAACAACAACCCUGCCUCGACCAGCACGGCAGCACCCGCCUCGCCAUUCGCUGCCAACACGUUCAAGAAGCGUGAUCGACCGAUGAUGGGCUACCUGGAAAAGCUAUCGGGUGGCAAGCACAUUCGUCCAAAGUGGGAUCGCCGCUGGUUUGAGCUGCAGGACGGCUACAUGCACUAUUUCAAGAAGCGUGACGGCAAGGCGGUCGGUAGCGUCCACGUCAAGGGUUGUCCGCUCAGCAUCGAUCCCAAAAACGGCAAGAUGCUUUUCAUAGAAACGCCAGAGCGCCAAUGGCAGCUCCGCGCAGACACUGAAGCUGACGCCCGCGACUGGUACGAAGCUCUUGGUGCCAACGUCUAACAGAGUGCGCUGUGCACGAUGUUGCGCUGGUGUGUAUUUCUGCGUUGUGUUGUGCUGUGCUGUUCUUCUUGUGUGAAUCAUCCUCCCCUUUUCUUCUUGUGAAUCUACCUUUGUAUUGCAACCGAAUUCGUUCAAUCCAGCUGGAGAUCAACACCCGAUUCCAGUAUUCUCAGACAAAGCCCUUGCUUGAGUUUGUUCAAAACUCUGUGUGCA